Hepatospora eriocheir is the source of this 900-nucleotide messenger RNA. Lineage: Eukaryota; Fungi; Microsporidia; Hepatosporidae. The record is from the annotation of a GenBank genome assembly.
AUGCCUGAACAGGUCACAUCAAUUGAAGAAGAAAUUAAAGACAAGGAUAAAGAAAUUGACAGGUUGAGAGAAAAAGAGAAGGAUUUGAAAAUACAAGAAUUAAACAGGGAAAUAAGUUAUAUAGAAAGUUCAAUGAGUAAAAUGGCAACACACAAUACAAUUAAUAGUGAUAAUACUACUGAAUCAAUUGAUAAUUACUUUUCAGCAAUCAAUCCUAUUACAAGCACACUUGAUAAUACAAAAAGUAUAAUUAAUAAAACAGAAAAAGAAUUAAUUGAAAUGAGGGAAAAAGAGAGAGAUAUAAAAAUUGUUGAAUUGGAAAGACAAAUAGAUUUUAUUAAGAAUAAUAGUAAACCACCUUAUACAGUUAUAAAUAAUAAAGAUAAUGUUAAAACAAAAACAAUAAAAGAUUAUGAAAAUGGUUCUAUUAGUAAUAAUAUCAAUACGAAAACUAUUAAAGAUAAUGAUUAUAAUAAUAAAGAUGAUGAUUUAAAAAGUAAAGAACAAAGUAUAAUAAGAAAUAAUAAUAAUAAAAGAAAUAAAUAUAAAAUCAAAGAAAGUAACAACAACAUAAUAAUGAAGUUAAUUAAAAGACAAACCAAACCAAAAUAUGGAAAUAAUGUUAAAACAAUGACAGUUAAUAAAACAAAUGCUAAUUUAAAAGAAGAUGAUGAUUAUAUUGAUAAGGAAAUAAAAAAAGAUGAUGAUUGUGAGGAUAAAGAAAUAAAAGAAGAUAAUGAUUGUGAGGAUAAAGAAGAAGAAAAAUGUAAAAGCAAACCAUAUUUAACAAAUGCAGAAAUUAGAUUACAUAAUGUUGAUACAAACAAAGAUAUUAAAAUUAAAUUACCAAUAAAAGAGAUAACAGAUGCGUUGAAUAAUAAAAACAAGAAGAAGAAAUAA